This is a messenger RNA of Cololabis saira (Pacific saury), 4437 nucleotides long. It is a transcript of the gene tnpo3, whose product is annotated as transportin 3. Lineage: Eukaryota; Metazoa; Chordata; Actinopteri; Beloniformes; Belonidae. The record is from RefSeq and is a predicted model, not a curated record. Gene Ontology annotation, cellular component: nuclear membrane; cytoplasm. The transcript has 23 exons. The coding region runs from base 145 to 2955 and encodes 936 amino acids. Gene Ontology annotation, biological process: protein import into nucleus.
CCAGUAGCUCGGCUGCACCGGGGGAGCCUGUGUGAGAUGGCGGUCGACGACGCUGCUGCUGGUUCUGCUGCUGUUUGAGGACGGUUCCGGACCCCCGCUCAGCCCGCAGCCGGUCCCAAACUACCGAACCGCUUCCGAAGCGUCAUGGAGGGCGGAAAACCGAGCCUGGCGCUGGUGUUCCAGGCGGUCCAAGCCCUGUACAACGACCCGGACCCGGCCGGGAAGGAGCGAGCCUCGCUGUGGCUCGGGGAGCUGCAGAGAUCGAUGUACGCCUGGGAGAUCUCGGACCAGCUGCUGCAGCUCCGGCAGGACGUGGAGUCGUGUUAUUUCGCCGCCCAGACGAUGAAGAUGAAGAUCCAGCUGUCCUUCUUCGAGCUUCCGGCAGAGACCCACAAUGCACUGCGAGACUCCCUGCUGAUUCACAUCCAGAACCUUAAAGACCUGUCCCCGAUUAUCGUCACCCAGCUGGCGCUGGCGAUCGCCGACCUGGCGCUGCAGAUGUCGUCCUGGAAGGGAUGCGUUCACACGCUCAUAGAAAAGUACAACAACGACAUCAGCUCCAUGCCCUUCCUCAUAGAGAUCCUGACGGUGCUGCCGGAGGAAGUGCACAGCCGCUCGCUACGGAUCGGAGCCAACCGCCGGACGGAGAUCAUCGAGGAUCUGGCGUUCUGCUCCAACACCGUCGUCACGCUGCUGACGACGUGCGUGGAGAAGACGGGGAACGAUGAGAAGAUGCUCAUCAAGGUGUUCCGGUGUCUGGGCAGCUGGUUCAACCUGGGCGUCCUGGACAGCAGCUUCAUGGCCAACAACCAGAUCAUCAUGGUCCUCUUCCAAGUGCUGCAACGGGACGAGACGUCCACCAACCUGCACGAGGCGGCGUCGGACUGCGUGUGCUCGGCGCUCUACGCCAUCGAGAACGUGGAGACCAACAUGGCGCUGGCCCUGCAGCUGUUCCAGGGCGUGCUGACGCUGGAGACGGCGUACCACAUGGCCGUGGCCCGGGAGGACCUGGACAAGGUGCUCAACUACUGCAGGAUCUUCACUGAGCUGUGCGAGACGUUCCUGGAGUCCACGGUCCGGACCCCGGGUCAGGGUCUGGGGGACCUGAGGACGCUGGAGCUGCUGCUGAUCUGUGCAGGGAACCCGCAGUACGAGGUGGUGGAGAUCUCCUUCAACUUCUGGUACCGGCUGGGAGAACACCUGUACAAGAUCAACGACCCGGCUCUGCACAGCAUCUUCAGGCCGUACAUACAGAGACUCCUUCACUGUCUGGCCCGGCACUGCCAGCUGGACCCGGACCACGAGGGAAUCCCCGAGGACACAGACGACUUCGGGGAGUUCCGGAUGAGAGUCUCGGACCUCGUCAAGGACGUCAUCUUCCUGGUCGGGUCCAUGGAGUGUUUCUCUCAGCUGUACUCCACGCUAAAGGACGGGAACCCGCCCUGGGAGGUGACGGAGGCCGUCCUCUUCAUCAUGGCCUCCAUCGCCAAAAGUGUCGACCCGGAGAACAACCCGACGCUGACGGAGGUGCUGCAGCAGGUGGUGCUGCUGCCGGAGAACGUGCACAUGGCCGUGCGCUACACCAGCAUCGAGCUGGUGGGGGAGAUGAGCGAGGUGGUGGACCGGAACCCGCGCUUCCUGGACCCGGUGCUCAGCUACCUGAUGAAGGGCCUGAGGGAGAAGCCGCUGGCGUCGGCGGCCGCCAAGGCCAUCCACAACAUCUGCUCCGUGUGCCGCGACCACAUGGCCCAGCACUUCCAGGGGCUGCUGGAGAUCGCACGGUCGCUGGACUCCUUCGCCCUGUCCUCCGACGCCGCCGUGGGGCUGCUCAAAGGUACGGCGCUGGUUCUGACCCGUCUUCCUCUGGAGAAGAUCGCCGUGUGUCUCAGCGACCUCUGCGCCGUUCAGGUCAUCGCACUCAAGAAGCUUCUGACGGAAGAUUCUACCAACGGGAAGUCGGCCGACCCGACCGUGUGGCUGGACCGGCUGGCCGUCAUCUUCAGGUGGGUUAGUGACCCGCAGGUGGAGAGAGCAGAUAGAAGACACACGAACCCCAUCGUGGAGAACGGCCAGAGUCAUCCCUGCCAGAAAGUCAUCCAGGAGAUCUGGCCGGUUCUGUCGGAGACGCUGAACACGCACCAGGCGGACAACCGCAUCGUGGAGCGCUGCUGCCGCUGCCUGCGCUUCGCCGUGCGCUGCGUGGGGAAGGGCUCGGCGUCGCUGCUGCAGCCGCUGGUCACGCAGAUGGUGAGCGUGUACCAGGUGUACCCCCACUCCUGCUUCCUGUACCUGGGCAGCAUCCUGGUGGACGAGUACGGCAUGGAGGAGGGAUGCAGGCAGGGGCUGCUGGACAUGCUGCAGGCGCUGUGCAUGCCGACCUUCCAGCUGCUGGAGCAGCCCAACGGGCUGAGGAAUCACCCCGACACCGUCGACGACCUGUUCAGACUGGCCACCAGGUUCGUCCAGAGGAGUCCAGUCACGUUACUCAGCAGCAGCAUCAUCGUCCACAUCAUCCAGUGUGCCAUCGCCGCCACCGGACUGGACCACCGAGACGCAAACUGCAGCGUCAUGAAGUUCGUGCGGGACCUGAUCCACACGGGCGUGGCCAACGACCACGAGGAAGACUUUGAGGUGCGGAAGCGGCUCAUCAGCCAGGCCAUGGAGCAGCACGGCCAGCAGCUGGUCAACCAGCUGCUGCACUCCUGCUGCUUCUGCCUGCCUCCCUACACGCUGCCCGACGUGGCCGAGGUUCUCUGGGAGAUCAUGGUCUUCGACCGGCCGACGUUCUGCCGCUGGCUGGAAAACGCUCUGAAAAGCUUACCGAAGGAGACGUCGAGUGGGGCGGUGACGGUCACUCACAAGCAGCUCACAGACUUCCACCGACAGGUGACCAGCGCGGAGGAGUGUAAGCAGGUGUGCUGGGCCAUCAGAGAGUUCACCAGACUGUUUCGAUAGCUGCGACCUUCUCAACGCCAGGGUAAAUUCUUAGUUGACCAACAUUCAGAGGUGACGGCAAAAAGCUGCGACGGCAGACGAGGUUCCAAAGCGCUGCGACGGAGACGGAGAUGGAGACGGAGACGGGGGGACUUUGAAUGUGAAACAGGACGAACUUCUCUGAAUCUGCCAGAGACCAGACUGACCGGACCGACCGAGUCCACCUCCACCCCACCGGACCGGACCUGACCUGACCCUACCUGCAGCAGGUAGUGGGCGGGGUCAGGUCCAGCAGGUGGGCGGGGUCAGGGCUGGAUGACGUUCCAGAGGACGUGCCCGGUCGACAGUUUUUAAGAGAUUUAUUUUUGGGACUUUGGUCGUGAUGUUCUUUUUGUCCGUGCCAUAAAACAAAAACAAGAAAAAGAAAAAAAAUUUAAAAAAAUACAGCCAAAAAAAAAAGAAAUGUUUCCCAUGAUGCUCUUGGCUGAGCAGCGGCGUGAGGAUAAUGCUGGAGGAUUUGGCGUCACCUUUGACCUUUUAAACUUGGGUUUAAUUUUAGUUCUUUUUUUUUUUUUUUGGUUUUAUUUUAUUUUUUUUCCCAGGCGAGGCAGAGAGGACUCUGGGUAAUGAAAGACUGAUACCAUGACAUCAUCAAUGAUGUAGCCUUGUUGAAAACAACAAUAAAAAAACAAAAAAGACUGAAACAACAAACAGUUGAUUCAGUGUUUAGUCUUUAAUCUUCAGCUUCAGAAAACAAACGCACCAAAGAUGGAAGUUUAGUGUUGGUUUUGGGGCUUAAACACCCAGAAAUUGAGGAAAAACCCGAUGACUGAAGCCUAUUUUGUUCUUUUUUUGUUGUUUUUGUUUCCACACCCCGUUCGAUUAGUGAUAAACACACCAGCGGGAGUCAGGAGCCCUCGCUUUUUAAUCCUGCUGCUCUUUUGUUUCUUAGCAACCAACCAUGGCGCGUGAUUGGUCGGAGUUCAAGUGUCAGGCAGCUACAACCUCGGAUGGAUCAACCGUCGUGUUUCAUUUCUUUUCAGUGUGCCAUUAUUUAUUUAAGAAGCAAAAAAAAAAAACAACAAAAAUCCAAAACUGUUCCUGUAAAAUCAGCUUCUCUAACAUCACUGCUGAUGUCUUACCUUCUUGGCUUUGUGUUACACACGGGCUCUUAAAUCCUGCAGUUGGAUACUUAGUAUUGUCUAUUUUUAAAUAAAUAAUGGCUCUAAAGGGUGAACAAACAUCGUCCAUCCGAGGUUUUAUUUGCCGAAAACUCCGACCGGAAAACAAUCAGGUGUUUUUUGUUUUUAUUUUUUAAUUUUUUUUUUAAAUAAAUUUAGUUUUUAGACACUAAAGCGGGAAUAAAAGGCGGGCGUCUGACUCCCGCCGGAGGUGGUUUUCACCACGAUCCCCAGCGAGAAGCAGAUCAGCACCAGAGUGUACAAACACACACAUACACACACAAAAACACAAAAGUUUGUAUCAAUAAACUGGGAAAGUUGA